Messenger RNA from Hordeum vulgare subsp. vulgare (domesticated barley), 294 nucleotides. RefSeq lists its product as uncharacterized. The transcript has a single exon. Bases 1 to 294 code for a protein of 97 amino acids. The record is from RefSeq and is a predicted model, not a curated record. Lineage: Eukaryota; Viridiplantae; Streptophyta; Magnoliopsida; Poales; Poaceae.
AUGGUCACCACGAUGCUCAAUCCCGGCGACCUCCUCCCGGCCUCCUGCGACAAGGUUGUGUCUGUGUUGGCCGCCUUCGUGUGCUUCGAAGGCGAGCAGGCACCCAUCUCCACGAGGAAGGCGAGCGCGCACCGCCCCCGCUCUUCUCAUUCAGGGUCGCUGGCCCUGACACCGUCACAUCGGCCUCUUCCUCUCCAGCAUCUCCUCAUCGGUCGCAUCCGGGAUGGCCUCGGCCUCUUGCUGCUAGCUGUUGGUGCACGUCCUUCUCCAUACUUUUAUCUCCUGCAGUCCUAA